Impatiens glandulifera is the source of this 866-nucleotide messenger RNA. RefSeq names its product probable WRKY transcription factor 11. The record is from RefSeq and is a predicted model, not a curated record. Gene Ontology annotation, molecular function: sequence-specific DNA binding; DNA-binding transcription factor activity. NCBI's taxonomy places the organism in Eukaryota, Viridiplantae, Streptophyta, Magnoliopsida, Ericales, Balsaminaceae. The transcript has 3 exons. Gene Ontology annotation, biological process: regulation of DNA-templated transcription. The coding region runs from base 1 to 810 and encodes 269 amino acids.
AUGGAUCAUCACCAAGCCCUUAAUGUGCAUGAGAUAGCAUCAAAUGGUCUAAAGAGUAUGGAGGAUUUAAUUCGGCUCAUAUCUACACAUUCGAAAAAUAACCAACUCUUGAGCCCGGUUGAUUUUCGACACCUCUACGAGCUCAUUGAGACGAACCCUACAACGACAAUCUCCGGUCCAAACCGAACUGGCCAUGCCCGGUUCCGACGUGGCCCAAUCUUCCCUUCUCCACUUGUUCAUCGUCCACAUAAAUUGAUGUUCGAUUUUGCCAAUGCUAACAUAGUUUGCCCGACUUCGAAGAAUUGUCUUGAAACCGGUUCCACCAGCCAGUACUCGAUGGGAUCAUCGGCGAAUUCUUCCUUCCUGUCUUCGAUCACAGGCGAUAGAAGUGUUUCAAAUGGUAAAAAUCUAAUUGCAUCAACUUUGAUUCUAGAUCAUGGACCGGAGAAGGUAUAUGCAAUGGAGAAUUCCUCUCAAUUGUCGAGUCAAGGAUGCCAAGAACACAAUCCCAAUAGCAUAUUAGGGAAACUCUCGAACUCUUUUAACGGUUGUCACUGCUCAAAAACAAUGAAUUUAAAGGUAAGAAAAUCGAUUAAAGUGCCGGCGAUAAGCUCAAAGAUGGCUGAUAUACCUGCCGACGAGCAUUCUUGGAGGAAGUAUGGCCAGAAGCCAAUCAAGGGAUCACCAUAUCCCAGGGGAUAUUACAAGUGCAGUACAUUUAAAAGUUGUCCUGCAAAGAAGCACGUGGAGAAGGCAAAGGAGGAUCCGACUAUGCUUAUUAUCACAUAUGAAGGGGAGCACAAACAUUAAAUUUUUUAUUUAUUUAUUUUAUAUAUUUAUGGAUACAAGUUAUUUAGAGAAUAUAU